Cuscuta campestris is the source of this 1671-nucleotide messenger RNA. The record is from the annotation of a GenBank genome assembly. NCBI's taxonomy places the organism in Eukaryota, Viridiplantae, Streptophyta, Magnoliopsida, Solanales, Convolvulaceae.
AUCUUGGGAGAUUCUUGGGAAUAUUAUUUAUUAUUGCUAUUCCUUUCAUCUAUAUAUCCUCUAUAUAUAGUAUUUAAAGCUUAUUUCUCAUAAGAUGAGGUUGGUUUUAAUUUGAAGAUAUACAAAUUGUUGAUGACAAAUAAGAAACACUGAACCAUUCGACGUGCCGGAAUAAUUGACCGGAGGAGCUGGCGGAAAUGCCGACUUCUCCAACGGGAAACCACGGCUCUCCGAUGCGUUUUGUGUCGUUUCGCCGGCCGAUUAUCACUCUAAGGGGCGGCGACCCAGUCCACACGCUGCUACUGGAGCACCACCACAAGUCGCCGCCGGUGCCGGCGUACCCGGAGAUCGAUUCGUUCCAGUCACAAGUCUCCACUCUGUUCCACGACCUCUCCCUCGCCACGCCCAAAGACUUCCUGUCCAUUUCCUGGAUCCGGAAACUGCUCGCCGUGUUUUCCGCUUGCCACGAGGAUUUCAGAUCCAUCGUGUCGAGCAAGAAGAAGAAGAACGCGUCAAUGGCUGCGCCGUCGAAACAGAGGAUCUUAACAGAGUAUUUCGACAGGACUAUCAAAGCUUUAGACAUGCUGAACGCCGCCCGGGACGGGCUGGAGAAGAUCAACGCGUGGCAGAGGCACCUGGAAAUCGUGAUCUGCGCACUGGGCGGCGGCAGAACGGCCGUCGUCGGAGAAGGAAAUCUCCGGCGGGCGAGAAAGGCGCUGGUGGACUUGGCACUCGAGGAUCACAAGGAUGACUCAGCCGGCGGCGGGGUGUUCUCCAACCGGAGCCGGUCAUUCAAACGACGCGCCACCGCGUCCAAGGACCAGAACCGGCCUCCCCUGGCCCACACGAGGUCUCUGUCGUGGAGCGUUUCAAACUCCUGGUCCGCCUCUAAACAGCUCCAGCUACUCGCCAACGCCGUGCAAUCCCCGCCGCGGGCGGCGGAUGUGGCCGCCACCGACGGCCUAGCGUCCCUCCUCCACACGAUGAGCUUCGUCCUGGUUUUCGUCCUGUGGGCCCUCGUAGCCGCCGUCCCCUGCCAGGACCGUGGGACCCACACGGCAAUCGUCAUCCCCCGGCAAAGCUGGAGCAGCCCAUUCCACACAUUACAGGCCAGGAUAACGGAGGAGUCCAAACGGCGGCGCCGGAGCUCAAACGGGUUGUUGAAGGAGAUAUGUCGGAUGGAAGAGGGGGUGAGUCACUUGACCGAGUUCGUCGAGUCGGCUCAGCUCCCAUUGUCUGAAGAACACAAGGAUGAACUCAGGGGGAGAAUUCACGAGUUAAUGUCUGUCUCAGAUGUUUGUAAAAUUGAGCUCAAACCUCUCGAACGGGACAUUCGAGACGUGUUCAGAAAGAUUGUAAGUUGCCGCGUCGAAGGUCUCGAAUUUCAAGAAAACAAGACCUAAUAAAACUUGGAUUUCAUUUCAAAAAGUCAAUCUCAUAAGAGAAAUGUGAGGAAAACUUAUUGGUAUAAGUUGGAUUUGUUUGAUAAGUGUUCAAAUUACCACAAAUUUACUAUUCCAUUAUCAGUAUGUAUUAUGCACAAUUACAAAGAAAAGGAAACAAAUUAAACCACCUAAAGGGAGGGGAAAAAGGUGUGUCCACAUUGUGUGGUUAUGUUUCCCUUCGUUAUUUCCUAAGUAACAUUUAAUGCAAAAAAUUUGAUACAUUUGU